UGGAAGUAGGAAGAAGAAAAGUGGAAACAAGAAUCGCCAUUUUGUAUAAAGUGUGUUUAGUUUCCUCGACGGUAACUCGAGUUGGCUCAAAGCGUACAUUCGGACCGAUCGGUCGUUGUAUUGAUGCCGAAACGUUAGCCGAAAGACUUGUGCAACGAUGACGCAGUUUCUACCGCCGAAUCUACUCGCCCUUUUCGCGCCGAGAGAUCCCAUUCCAUAUCUACCACCAGCUAACAAACUACCCCAUGAGAAAAAGAAUGGAGGAUACAUCGGCGUCGGGGCUUUUCUCAAGUAUUUUGAGGAUCCAAAAGACACUCCAUCUCCUGUACGCAUGGAGACACGCGAGGAACGGUUAGAACGUCGUAGAAGAGAACGCGCUGAGCAAGUGGCAUACAAACUAGAACAAGAAAUUGCUGUAUGGGACCCAGCUGGUAUUCCUAAUGUUACUGCAGACCCAUUCAAGACUCUCUUCGUAGCACGCAUUAAUUACGAUACGUCAGAAUCGAAACUUAGAAGAGAGUUUGAGGUGUACGGCCCUGUAAAGAAAAUCGUGGUGAUCCAUAACACAAUCAAUGGGAAGCCAAGAGGUUAUGCGUUCAUCGAGUACGAACACGAGAGGGACAUGCACUCGUGGCGGCCGCUGCCGGCAACUAGUGCCGUUCACUAUUCCAUGCAAUCCCUGAACCUGCCUGAUAUGAUAGCUGCGUAUAAACAUGCGGAUGGUAAGAAAAUAGAUGGUCGAAGAGUAUUGGUUGAUGUGGAACGAGCAAGGACAGUUAAAGGAUGGCUACCUAGAAGACUCGGUGGUGGUCUAGGAGGCACACGUAGAGGCGGACCUGACGUCAACAUCAAACAUUCAGGCAGAGAAGAUAACGAACGCGAAAGAGAACGCUAUCGGCUUGAAAGAGAACGAGAAGCUACUGGACGUGGGCUCGAUAGAGAAAGAGAACGCGAUCGUGGACUUGAUCGAGAACGUAGGAGAUCACGAGAACGCAAACGCAGGUCAAGGACCAGAUCUCGUGACCGCAAACGUAGACGUAGUCGAGAAAGAGUUCCUGAUCCUGACAUCGAAGAGAUUGAAAGAGAGGAACGACCUCGAGAAAGGCGAGAUCGUGAUCGAGAUCGUGACAGGGAACGCAAACGUAGGAGGUCUCGUAGCAAGGAUCGUGAACGUGACAGGGAGCGAAAACGUGAUCGACGAGAUAGAGAUCGUGAUCGUAAAGAGCAACGUAAGGAUCGUGGAGAUCGUGAGGAUGAAGAUGUCAAAGAAGUUCGCAUCAAGGAAGAACCAAUCGAUGAUUAUCCCGACUAUAGCAACAAUUACUCGACAUCGUACAACGAGGCGGCUGUGAAGUAUGAAGACGAGCAUGAGGAAAAAUAUCGCAUCCCUGAUGGAGACAGUAAUGGCCGUUCAGAUCAAGUCCCAUACAACAAUUACGAAUCAGUCCAAGACUAUUGAAUCUAAUAGAUUGAGUUUCCGUUACACUCAUGAUGCAAUGAUUGAAAACAAUUUACUCUUCUCUAUUGUUGUUAUUGUGAAACAUGAUCACAUUGGUAUUUUAAAGAUUGUAACACCGAAUGAUAAAUCGAUUAUUCUUUAAAAUAUAUAUCGUAUCCGAUGUCGGAGCAUGCAAAGACCUGAUUGAUAAAUUUCAAUAGUUGCAUAGAUUAUUUGCAAUUAUAAAUUUACUAAUGGAUUAAUUAAACAAUCAGUAUGUAUAUAGAAGUAAAUUCUAUCAUUUAAACCAUUGACAUUGACUACUGUAUGUAUAUUUAUACAUAUAGAAAUAAAAUGUGAUUGAUACUA
Messenger RNA from Athalia rosae (coleseed sawfly), 1807 nucleotides. It is a transcript of the gene snRNP-U1-70K, whose product is annotated as U1 small nuclear ribonucleoprotein 70 kDa. Gene Ontology annotation, molecular function: mRNA binding; U1 snRNA binding. The record is from RefSeq and is a predicted model, not a curated record. Gene Ontology annotation, cellular component: U2-type prespliceosome; U1 snRNP; precatalytic spliceosome. Lineage: Eukaryota; Metazoa; Arthropoda; Insecta; Hymenoptera; Athaliidae. Gene Ontology annotation, biological process: mRNA splicing, via spliceosome.